AUGAAAAUGAGUCAAGCGUUCAGAGGCGGGCCCGAGGAGGCGCUGCGCGCGAGCGUUGUCGGCGCACUUCGGAGCGAGCACAAGGCGGGGUUAUCCAGCGCGUCCAGGCUGCGUGCGUCCAAGGAGCAGCCACGUCCUGCUCGAACAAGCAGCUGCAUUUGGUGUCGCGCGGGGAGGUCGCCGCGACGCUUCCAGCUCACACAGGCGGCUCGGAGAGCUGAGCGCGCCCGAGCCCCGAGAAUCACCGCGAAAAUGACCAAAAGCAAGGCGCGUGCGAAGAAGGGCUCGCAGCGAGGCCAGGCGAGCGACGGUGCCCACGAUUCAAAGGGGCCACGGGCAGCAGAGCCCGGCGGCCCGCCCCCCCCAGCUUCCGCGGGCGGGCGCGGAGCACGCGCGGACCGCCCGUACGACCUCACGGUGAAGGACCUGCUCGCGCUGCUCCGCUCGUCUCCCGGCGGCGUGGUGGACCUGGGCGGCAAGACGGUGUGGCUCAAGGGGGGGCUGCUGCUCAGGGACGAGCAGGGCGCGACGAUCUCGAACGGCACGCUCAUCGACGGUUGCGUGGCCCUCGACGGAGACGGCCCCGUCGGCACGGGCACGGAGACCAGGAUCCGAUUGCGCAACCUGACGUUCCGCGGGCCCGGGUGCUGCGGGAAGCGCGCGGCGGCGACGAAGCCGGUCGAUCCGACGACGGUCGCGCUCUCGUGCAAGCCGCUCGUCUCCGUGCACGGCGCGGUCGGGGUCGUGAUCGAGGGCUGCACGUUUGCGAACGCGGGGCUGCUGGGGAAGGACGCGCGCAGCGCGGAAGUCAGCGACGACAUGACAGCUGGCGUCCGCGUGACAGCGGGCUCGGUGACGGUCGAGAACUGCCGGUUCGUGAACAACGACGGCCCGGGGGUGUGGGCGGGGUGCGGCGGGGAGCCCGUGACGGUGACGGUGCGGAACUCGCAGUUCGUGGGCAACCGGUACUGCGCCGCGGGGGUGUACGCGGGGGCGAGGAUGGAGCUGGAGGGCGGUGUGGUGGGCGGCACCCGGCACAGCGUCAUCGUGACCGGGGGGGGCCGCCUGCGUGCGCGUGGGACGGUGUUCCGCGGCGACGACGUCGGAGUCGAGGUGCAGGGGGAGUCCGCGGCGACGCUGGAGGGCUGCACGUUCGACGGCUGCUGCAUCACGGCACAGGGGGGCACCGUGACCGUGUCAGACGCGAAGAUCACUGGAGCGCCCCGGUUCGGCGUCUCGAUGCUUGCCGGCGCGCGCGGCACCGUGCGCGGCGCCAAGAUCUCGGGCAGCGCCGGACUGGGCGUGUUCGCGAGCAGGCUGGUCGCCAGCGACGUGGUGUGCGUCGGCAACGAGGAGGCACCGGCUUGUGGCGUCUUUAGUGGGGGUGUCCUGCAGCUGGAGCGGUCGACGUUCACCAAGACCGGACACGGGCUCUGUGCCAUCGGGAGGGGAUCGAUCGAGGCGACCGACGUCGUGCUGCGCGGCUACGGCGGAUGCGGUGUCAGCGCGUUCAACGGGGGGAGUGUCGUCAUGCGGGGGGGGAGUAUCAGCGGCGGGCAGCACGGCGUGGGGAUCCGCGGGGCGGGCACGACCGUGAGGACGACGGACACCGACAUCACCGGGUGCUCGGUGGCCUGCGUGGACGCGGAGGGUGGCGCGCGCGUUGUGCUGGCGGGCGGGCGCGUGACGGGCAGCAAGGGCGCGGGCGUCGUGGCGCACGGCGCCGGGACGACCGUGACGGUGAGCCGGGUGGAGUGCGCGCGCAACGCGGGGGGGGACUUCGUGCGUGAGGAGGGGGGGAGUGUCGUGGUGGACGAGGACGCGGUGAUGGAGUGA
Molecule: messenger RNA, 1836 nt
Organism: Pedinophyceae sp. YPF-701
Lineage: Eukaryota; Viridiplantae; Chlorophyta; Pedinophyceae
Source: the annotation of a GenBank genome assembly